UCAUUGAGAAAAACUGUGUCAACCAUAGGGUCCCAAAGGAUGGCACUGCUUUCCUCCUAAUUAAACAAAUUAGAAAGUAACUGAAUAAAAAAUUAUGGGAAGUAAAGGAGAGGAACUAGAAAAGAAUGAUUUUGAGAAAGAGAAGGCAGUUUGCUUCUGAGCUCAGUUCCGGUCCCUGGAGGGCAGCGGGCAUCAGCUGAGCAUCAGGGAGAAAACCCAGGCAGACAGGACAUGUGGCGGCUCCUGGUUCUGUUCCUUCCCAUCAUCCAAGAACCAUGGCUGCUGGGGCAGGAGGCAGACAGUGUCCCUUCUGGGAAGGAGGACAUCAUGGGAAAUAAAAAGACCCCAUUAACUCACCUACUGACUUCAUCCUAUGUGCAGAGGCUCAUCUGCCCUCACAGCAGUGUCCAGUGCAGUGAGUGGCCCACUGCGGGGUUCACUGACUGUGCAGUGUCGCUAUGGACAUGGGUGGGAGACCUACUAUAAGUGGUGGUGUCAAGGAGCCGAGUGGAGUGACUGCCAUAUCCUCGUUCAAACCGACGGAUCAGAGCGGCAAGUGAAGCGUGACCGAGUGUCCAUCAAGGACAACUGGGAAUCACGCACAUUCACCGUGACCAUGGAGGACCUCAGGUGGAACAGUGCAGACACUUACUGGUGUGGGAUUGCGAGAGCUGGAACUGAUCUUGGGGUCACAGUUAAAGUGACCAUCGACCCAGUGACCGUGCAGUGUCACUACAGCCCGGCUUGGGAGACCUUCGUGAAGUCAUGGUGUCCGGACACGGAUUUGAAUAGCUGCCGCAUCCUUGUUCAAACCACCGGACCUGAGCUGAGGAAGAACCAGCUGUCCAUUGAUCAGAAGAAGCGCACAUUCUCCAUGACCAUUUGGGGCUAGUGAAACAAGUUUUGAGAACAAUCAGCUGUGUUCUGAAGAGUUGCUGCCCAGGCAUUUUAUAGUAGGGCAACCCUGCUCACUCCGGAAAUCUAGAGCUUAGAUAAGGCUCUCUAGAACUCCUCCAUACGUUCCUGUUUUGCUUUUCUUGAGGCACGUUUCGAAAUAACCACUUGGAGUUGAGCCCAGGAAAAAUCAGUGACCUCUGUCCUGACCACGGUGUAAGUAAGAGGACCUGCCACCCUACUCUGGGGCUCCUGCUCCCUCAUGGUCUGGGAUGGAGGACCGCCCUUCCCAGGCUCACUGGGCGCCUCUCCCCUACAGCUGUAAGCAAUAAACAUUGUGACUCUCC
Molecule: messenger RNA, 1241 nt
Organism: Mustela erminea (ermine)
Lineage: Eukaryota; Metazoa; Chordata; Mammalia; Carnivora; Mustelidae
Product: CMRF35-like molecule 1
Exons: 4
Coding region: 374-892 (172 amino acids)
Cellular component (GO): plasma membrane
Molecular function (GO): transmembrane signaling receptor activity
Source: RefSeq, a predicted model, not a curated record